CUCGAAGGCGGGGGGAGCUCAUCACAACUUGUUGAGAAGAAGAAAGACUCUAAACGUCCUUUGUAACGCUCCCCUGACGUCACAGCGAUGACAGGGCGCCUGCACGUCUCUGUCGCGUGAAUAAAGUGGCAGCCAGUGAGCGCGGGAGGUGAGGCGGUGCGCGCGCUGGGUUCGCUCGGAUGGGAUGCACCGUGAGCUUCAUCUGCUGUGAAGAGGACUUUCUGCAAAUGCCUGGUUGCCAGCAUGGGGAGAGUGAGGAUGAGAAGAAGACGAAGAAUAAGAACGAGCGAGCGAAAGAGCCGGAGGAGUUGGAGGCCCUUCAUUCCCAUACGUUCCGGGUGAAGACUUUCAAGAAGGCCAAGCACUGCGGCGCCUGUCAACAGACCAUCAGCCAAGACGGACUCAUCUGCCGAGUGUGCAGAAUAGCAUGCCACAAGAAAUGUGAAGUCAAGGUGUCUUCAUCGUGCGUUCCAGCAACAAACUAUGAGCUGGCAGCGAGCAGCGACCUCCCUCUCAAACACGUAGACACCAUGGGCUCCACAAAAUCUUCAAAGAGCAUGGAGUCCCGGCGCAGACCCUCCAGGAGCACGAGUCUGCUGCAGGCCCUGGAGGAGAGCUACGAGUUGGACCUCAUCUACAUCACAGAGAGGAUCAUCUCCGUCUCCUUCCCCGGCAGUGUGGAGGAGCAGAGUUAUGCUGCCAACCUGCGGGAGGUGGCCUCCAUGCUGCGCUCCAAACACGGCAACAACUACCUGCUCUUCAACCUCAGUGAGAAGCGUUUUGACAUCAGCGAACAUAAUCCAAAGGUCUUGGACUUUGGCUGGCCUGACCACCAUGCUCCUGCCCUGGACAAGAUAUGCAGCAUCUGCAAGGCCAUGGACACCUGGCUGAGUGCGGACAGCCACAACGUCGUCGUCAUACACAACAAGGGCAACCGGGGCAGAACUGGAGUGGUAGUGGCUGCCUACAUGCAUUACAGCAACAUAUCAGCCAGUGCUGACCAGGCCCUGGACAGGUUUGCCAUGAAGCGCUUCUAUGAAGACAAAGUGCUUCCUGUGGGGCAGCCAUCACAGAAGAGGUAUGUAGAGUACUUCAGCGGCUUGCUCUCCGGACACAUCAAGAUCAACAACAAACCGCUGUUCCUUCACCAUGUCAUCAUGCACGGCAUCCCCAACUUCGAGUCUAAAGGAGGUUGUCGUCCUUUUCUCAAAAUCUACCAGGCCAUGCAGCCCGUGUACACAUCUGGGAUCUAUAAUGUUCAGGGUGACAGCCAGACCAGCAUCUGCAUCACCAUUGAACCUGGUCUUCUGCUGAAAGGGGACAUCUUGCUCAAGUGCUAUCACAAGCGCUACCGAAGUCCGUGCCGAGAUGUGGUUUUCCGGGUGCAGUUUCACACCUGCGCCGUUCAUGACCUGGGGAUUGUGUUUGGAAAAGACGAGCUUGAUGAGACAUUCAAAGACGACAGGUUUCCAGAAUAUGGAAAAGUGGAGUUUAUUUUCUCCUUUGGGCCGGAGAAAAUUCAUGGUGUGGAUCAACUGGAAAACGGGCCGAGCGUCUCGGUUGACUACAACACACAAGACCCACUGAUCCGCUGGGACUCCUACGAAAACUUCAAUCAGAACUGCGAGGACACCACGGAUGAAGUCAUCCACACCGAAGGACCCCUGGACGGCAGCCUCUACGCCAAAGUUCGUAAAAAGGAGUGUGUUGAAGGGUCAGCCACAGCGAACGGCCUCCCGCCCACCGCCGCUGAGCAUGCCUUACCUGCGGUUGACCAUGCCUUGUCAGUGAGCAGUGACUCAGGAAACUCUACUGCCUCCAUCAAAACGGAUCGAACUGAUGAAGUGGCAUUAGCUCCUCAGGCUUCCGCGGUGAGCCAGACGGACAUUCCUGUUGGUGAGGAAGUGCCCUCAGUCCAUCACCACGCUCCUCCUGCACAACAACCAAUCAGUCCCCAGGAGAAACAGGAGCUGGAGCAGCUGCUGAGUGGUUUGGAGGGGCCCAUGCACCGGCAGGGCUACCCGUCUACCGCGACCUCAGCUGUCGGAGGCAUGCUCCACCUGGUUCCUGCCCAGGUCCAUGUCAAUGGGCACGGCAGCAUUGACCGUGAGACAGACAUAUUAGACGAUGAGCUGCCCAUCAGUCAAGAGGGCAACAGUGUGGACAGUCUGGGGACAUUGUCCUCCACAGAUGGUCGGGCUACACCAGCUGAUCUUUACUACCAGCCGGAGACACUUGUCAACGGUCAGGACCAUGUGCCGUAUCUGGAGCGCAGUGUCCCGGGAAAGCCUUUGGAGACCGUCCGGACGCACGUCGCCAAAUCCAACAGACCUGUCGCUUUGAUGCAAGACAGUUUAAACCACUCUCAGUCAUUUGGUGCAGAGCCAAACUCUUUGCCACAAGCUCCCACCCGCACCACCAGUAGCAGGGAGGCCGUCCAGCGGGGUCUUGUGUGGCAGCAGUUCGGUGUACCAGAGGAGCCAGUAACUGAAGGCCUCACCUUUAGUCCCCCUCCGGCUGCAGCAGGGAUGCCCAGCCACCACAGCCUCCCACAAUUCCCUCAUCGCCACAGCGCCUCCCAGCAUGAAAUUGAGCAAUCUAUUGAAACUCUUAAUCUCCUUAUGGUCAACCUGGAACCGGGCCGUCCGCUGGUGCCAAAGUCACAGAGUGCGCCGCUGCGGGAAAACAAUUUUGUGGUGACCACGCAGCCGUCCUUCUCCCAAAGCCAACCCAGGCCCUCCUCCAAGGCCGAUGCAACCUCUCACGUUCACUUUUCUGUCCCCAGCCUUGUCAGCUAUUCGUCACAGGCUCACGUCUCACCUGGGAAGCCCAGUACACCUGAGCCUGUACCCGUCCAAGGGUCUCUGUGUUACACGUCUGAGAGGGCUGGAAGCAGUCCUUCCCAACACGCCUCCCCCACUGUAGUUGGUCCCUUCCAACUCAAGCCCAUCAACAACUACCCACCAAGCACAAUGUCCCAGUCCGGAGAGGUCUCUGAGGCCCAGAGAAGCCUUAACACUGCCUCGGCAUCGCUGCAGCCAGGAGAAAGUGAGCAAGAUGAAGUCUUCAACGUUGACGGUCUGGUGGCCCAAAGAGUGGCUGAAUACUCGGCUCGUGUCCAAAGCGUCAUCCCCAGCAUGACCUCUUCUCAGUCUGAGCACCGCCGCUCUCACUCCUUCUCGGGCGUGCAGGCCCGUGCGGUGUCCCCGGAAGACCCGCCAACGUUUCCCCGCCAUCGGAUCUGCAGCGACGGCCAGUACCAGAGCGGACCUGAUGACGAGCCCUCUGCGGAUGUCCCGCUGCGGUCGCCCGUCCGCUGUGUUUCUCCAGAGUUUGUCAACGCCAUUGCAAUGAACCCUGGCGGACGACCUAAGGAGAGAAACAUGCACAGCUACCGCGAGGCCUUCGAGGAGAUGGAUGGUGGGACCAUCAGUCCUACACCCAUAGUUGGUGGUGAGGUGUUUCCCCAAACCCCUGCCUUCCCCGUCUCACCGCAAACCCCUUACUUCAACCUGUGUCGGUCCCCUCCUGGUCUUGCCAAGACUCCACUGUCAGCGCUGGGUUUGAAGCCCCACAACCCAGCAGAAAUACUCCUCAAUCAAACAGGCUCAGAAGAUGAGAGCAGUGAGAGUGUGGAAGCAGCAAGAAGCUACGUUGAGUCUGUGGCGAGGGCGGCAGGGGGAGAGCGUUCAACGUCACCUCGUAGCCUCAGACCCUCGGGAGAGACUACGGCCCAGCAGAGAAGUCAAAGUCCCCCAUCCCACCCGCUAAACCAACCUUUGUCCAGCAGCAGCCCCAUCCAGAGCUCACUGGAUCCCAGCAAUGUCCGCUCUCUGUCCCAACCCACUACUGAUUCGGGCUUCCGCUCCCAUGCCACAGAGAGUGGCUACCCCACACCCUCAUAUCAAGCCCCGAAUACCCCUACUUCUUCCUACCUAGAUUCCAUCUCCCCGACCUCUUCCUACCUUGGCGCCGCUACCCACACGCUACCCUACCUUGGCCCCAACACCCUGCUGGGAGGUUACAUGGCCACAGACCCUCGGCCGCCCACCGCGGAAGCGUCCCAGACGAUGCUGAGCCGUCCCCGAAGUCCGCAUACGCAGCAUCGGACCAACAUCCCCGGCUCCACUUACAACCCCCUCCUCCAGCCGCGCUCGUGCGCUGUUCAGGAGGGUUCCACCAUGGCCCAGCAAACAUCACCAGCUAACGGCUUUGAUCUGGGUAUGCUGGGUGUCAGCGGAAGUCCCGUUCUCGUCCGUCGUCCGUCUCAGGGGGCUCAGAGCAGCCCAGUCCUCAGCAGACAGGCCUCUUUGGGACAAGGGUCUCAGCGGAGCCCGGUCCUCAGCAGACAGCCGUCCACGGGUCGGCCCGCUCAGAGCAGCCCCGUGCUCAGCCGGCAGCCAUCCAUCACACACCCCCAAGGGAGUCCAGUUUUGGGAAGGCACCCAUCUGUAUCGCAGGUGUCCCAGAGAAGCCCCAGCCUGGACCGUCACCCCAUGCACAGCGGUUACACCACCCCGGAUGAGAGACACGGGAACCUGUCACGACAGAGCAGCUCAUCCGGCUACCAGGGACCACCGACUCCCUCCUUCCCCAUCUCACCUGCGAGCUACCAAGAUGGGGGGAUGAUGGGGAUUGGUGUAGGGUUCCGGCAGGGCAGCCCCGCCCCCGGUUUCCAGCCACAGCUUCCAGAGAAGAGACGCAUGUCGAGCGGCGAUAGACCGAACGGAGCGCUGUCGCACGGCACGCUGAACGGGAAGAUAAUGUCCCCGAUGAGUGGAGGAAGCAAUCCCAGCUACUUCCACACCCUCUCGGACUUCUCGAGGUUCAACAUGUCCGAUGGAAGUCCUGAGAGCAGGCUGAAUGUCAAGUUUGUCCAGGACACAUCCAAGUUCUGGUACAAGCCAGACAUUUCCAGAGAGCAAGCUAUUGGCCUGCUGAGGGAGCGGGAGCCUGGAGCCUUUGUGAUCCGGGACAGUCACUCGUUUAGGGGAGCGUACGGCUUGGCUAUGAAGGUGGCCUCGCCUCCACCCACAGCACAUCAGAGCAAGAAAGGCGACGUCACCAACGAGCUGGUGAGGCACUUCCUGAUAGAGAGCAGCCCUAAAGGAGUGAAGCUGAAGGGUUGUCCCAACGAGCCUUACUUUGGCUGUCUGUCUGCCCUGGUCUACCAACAUGCCAUCACACCACUGGCCCUGCCCUGCAAACUACUUAUCCCCACCACAGAUCUCACCGAGGAAGUGACGGAGGUAGCCGCACCAAAUCCACUGGCGGAAAGGCUGAAACAAGGAGCAGUGCAGAGGGCCCCUGCUGAUUCCCAUGCAUGCAACGUGCUCUACAUCAACUCCGUAGACAUGGAGUCCCUGACAGGUCCUCAGGCGGUUGCCAAGGCCAUAUCUGAGACACUGGCUGCUGCGUCUCCAGCCACUGCCACCAUUGUGCACUUCAAGGUGUCUUCGCAAGGCAUCACGCUGACAGACAACCAGAGGAAGCUUUUCUUCCGACGCCACUAUCCUACCAACACAGUCACGUUCUGCGAUACUGACCCACAAGACAGAAAGUGGAACAAACCUGAGGGAGGAACGGCCAAGCUAUUUGGGUUUGUGGCACGUAAGCAGGGUAGCACAACGGACAACGUCAGCCACCUGUUCGCCGAGAUGGACCCCGACCAGCCCGCCAGCGCCAUCGUCAACUUUGUUUUAAAGAUGAUCGCCUCGCAUAAAAGAUGAAAGCUGUCAUUUCCCUUUCCCAUUUAACGACGGACACUUACUUUCUGUUUUGGAUGACUUAGCAUUUGGUUUGUCACCUUAUUUCUUCCGCUCUUUUACGUUUGCGUGCAUGUCCCAGCGUGUUUGUGUAUGAGAGGCAGAGAGUGUGCGGUGUGUUUGGGUGUGCGCAGCUUGCAUGCAUGUGCUUUUCUUCUCGGACGGACUCCAGAAUGGACCAGAGGAAGUGAAGGAUGGGGCGUGGCUGUGUGUGACAAUGGGAGGGGAGGCAGGGUAACUCAUGGACAGGAAGAGGGAAUGACAUUGUGUGUGCAAAUGUUAUUUUAUAACAAUUGUUUCAUUUUUGUUCAUUUUUUUUUACAAAGAAGAAAGAAAAAAAAAGUUGUGUGACGUAAAGGUGGAUUGUAAAUCUAUUCGGCUUUUGAGUGGUCAACCAAAGAUUUUUAAAAAGUAGUCAGGACGUGUAUAGUGUGCCACUGUCGGAGGGUCGGGACUCAAAAUUAUGGCUGCUUAAUCAAAAAUACUGUUUCUUCCUGUAUGUACUGAUACUGUAGGUCAAUUAUGCGCCGUUGCCAUCUUGCAAACGAUGUUUUUGGACAUCUUUGCAUCCGUCGUGGUCUGUGUAAAUAUUCUUGAUUGCUUUACGAGUAGGAUUGUUCUAGAUGACAUUUGGUGCCUGACGUUCUUUUGUAAUGCAGAGCUUUGUAAGAAAGAGAAAAACAUAAAACUCUCCCAAGCUGCUUUAAAUAUGCAAAUAGUCGAACUCGGAAAUGAGAUGGCUCUCCAAAAUUCCACAGUUCUAUCUUUAUCAAUGUAGUAAUGUCGCUGAAGAUGCUACCGAUGUUGCGGCUUUGAAGUCCAUACCAAUUUUGGCAAUAUUUUACUACUUUCAUGUGCAUCCAGGGGAACACCCAGAGUCUCUGAGUCUCUGGGUCCUUUCGUUCAGGGAGGUCAGGAAGAGGAGUAGCCUCCCAUCGGCCGUCGCUCUCCUUGCAGCCUGCGCCAUGUUGCUCAGUAAUGAAGGGCUGGACGUUGCGUCCUUCAUGCAAAAGUUUCGUCUGCUGAGGCCCUGAUGAGAGCUAUCACAACAGAGUGCUAACAUUACCCUAAGUUUUAGUACCGCUUUUUCUGCUCGACGCGAGGCGCUGAGAAGCCGCCCAGCAUCUGAUCAGGGCCCCAGACUGUUCGUCCUUUUGCUGCGGUCAAAGGUUUCUGUGUUCAAAUCUCUUUGUGUCGGAUGAAUCAAAGCUGUUAACACUCACACACUACCCAAAAGUAAGCUAUACGUAUAAAUACACAUAUACAGAUAUAUAUAUAUAUAUAUAUAUAUAAAAAAAAAACUUCAAAACAGUGACUUAAGAUAUUUAUUUUUUUUGCUUUGUUGCUCUGUAAUCUUGUAUACAUGUAUUAUAGAGUAUACAUCAAGAUUACUGAAAGUGAGAAGAAAAGAUAGCUUUUUUAUUUUGGCUAAAGUCAAGUGCAUUGACAUAUAUCUAAGGUGUAAAGUGUGUGCAUUUCAAACUGUAAAAUGUUCAAAUGUUGUUUUUUUUCACAGCAUUACUUCCUUUUGUUAACAUUCUUGUUUUCUAUGGGAGUCUUUGUUUGUAUUUUUAAGAGAGGGGGAAAAUAUUUAGAAUGAAAGAUUGCUGUUAAGUCCAAAUUGGAGCUAUCCUAAAGACAUGCCAACACAAUUGUUUCAUUAACUUAAACCUGCCGAGAAAAUACAUUGUCCAAGUUUAGCACUUAAAUGUUGAAGUAUUAUCAGUGUGUUUCUACUUGUAAAAAGUGACGCCUUGGAAAUUGAUGGACCCAUUACGUGAUUGCAUGUGUGGAGCGGGACUUACUAGUUCCUGUGGUUCCACAGCAUCUCAGCAUGAGGUCUGGGGAAACGAGUCGGAUCAGUGAGUAGCUGCUGCCCUCAUGUGUUGAGGAAACACCAUUACAAAAGGAACCACUUUUAUUCUAACAGUGUUUUAGCUGUGCUUUUGGUAUGACAAAGGGUAAACGUUUAACGAAUCAGAUCACUGGUAAAAUUAACUUUAAUCUGAAUGUUGUUUAAUACGCUAUUAUUUUAGCAAGUGAUGUUUGCGUUCCAAAGUGGGUCACAUCAUGAAAAAAAAAGUGAUUAAAAAGCCAUUCAGCCUUCCUAUGUCACAUGCAGGCCCGUCAGAAUAACCUGUAAAUGAGCAUGAAAUGUGACCUUAAAAGUGACUUUCAAGAAGUUGAGCAGGUAGAGAUUACGAGUCCCUCCUUUAUGCCGGAUGCUCUAGUGUCACUUGUUCAGGGGCCCACGUCCUGACUCAAAUUUACUUAAAAAAAAACAGCACUUAUAAGGCUUUUAUAUGUGACCAGAAUGUUCCAUUAUUUAUUAGCAAGAGCCUGCAUGCUCAAGUCAAGUUGUUACCUCAACACUGCUGACUGUAAUCUGCACACAAUACCCUCAAGUUUGACUCGACCCAGCCCGUUCCAGUUAAGUUUUGGAUUUUCGUGUGACGUCUACGUCUUGACAGAAGAAUCUAUAUAUUUUUGCCUAUAAAAUACUUGUGGAAGAAAAAGAGAACGUCCUUUAGUUCAAACUGAAUGUUAGCCAUUUUUUUGCCAAAAUGGAAACUCCUGUGGCGUGUCACUUGGUGAGAUCAGUCUGAACUGUAGAAUGUGUGUGAAUGAACGACUAUGCCCGUAUAGAGCUUUGUCAUUUUUUGGUAUGCUACAUUAUAUGGCUUUUACUCUUUCUGAUGGAAAAACACAUUAAAAAGCAUUACAAAUCAAAA
Messenger RNA from Gasterosteus aculeatus aculeatus (three-spined stickleback), 8497 nucleotides. The record is from RefSeq and is a predicted model, not a curated record. Lineage: Eukaryota; Metazoa; Chordata; Actinopteri; Perciformes; Gasterosteidae.